AUGGCCGCAACGGAAGAAAAGGCCAAAGCGGCAGCCGAUCGCCAGGAGAAGAACAUCGAGAAUGACGGCCAAGAGAAUGAGGCGGUCGAGAAGUUUCCGCCUGAGGAGGAAGCAGCCCUCUUAGCCGAAUCCAAUACGAGCAAGACUGAGGCGAACUCUCUGUUUGCUUCGUCAAAGUAUGAGGCGCCAUCACAAACUGUCUCGACGGCUACCGCUGCCCUUGACGGUCUCGAUCGCAUCGACAAGGAGGAGGCCCUGCGCGCCGACGAGGCCGCCAAGGCCAAGGCCGCCGAAGACGACGUGGAGGAGGAGAUUGUGUCGUCCGGCGCCGGCAACGCGGCCACGGCUCCCAUUGAGGAAGACGAAGAGGACGCGAAGCGACGGAAACGCAAAGAAGACGUGCUGCGCAUCCGGGCCAAGGCACUCAUGCGCAGGGCCAGGGCCCGCAGCGAAAAGGGUGGAUGGUCCGACCUUUCGGGGGCGGAGGAGGACUACAAGCUCCUUGCGCAGAUGACGAACCUGGCUCCCGCCGAUGCGAAGCUUGUCAGGACGCAGUUGAGGUUGCUUCCGCCGAGGACCAAGGCAGCGCAGGAGAAGGAGACGGCUGAGAUGUGGGGCAAGUUGAAAGACCUUGGAAACGGCAUCUUAAAGCCGUUUGGAUUGAGCACCGAGAACUUCCAGAUGGUCAAGGACGAGAAGACGGGAGGGUACAGCAUGAAUUUCAACCAGGGAGCGGGCAAGUAG
Molecule: messenger RNA, 744 nt
Organism: Verticillium alfalfae VaMs.102
Lineage: Eukaryota; Fungi; Ascomycota; Sordariomycetes; Glomerellales; Plectosphaerellaceae
Exons: 4
Coding region: 1-744 (247 amino acids)
Molecular function (GO): protein binding
Source: RefSeq, a predicted model, not a curated record